AUGUACCCGAUCUGCGAUGGACAUAAUGACGUAGCUGCAAGAAAACGGCAACAGAUCUGCUCGGAAUGUAGCUGCAAUCCGCCCCACAAUGCGGAGCUUCUGGAAUGUGACGGCGUCGUAUACUCUCCGGUGGCGACGGCAACGGCGACGUAUAUGGAUGAUGUUCUCCGUUCCUCCUCCUCCGACGGAUUGAUGGAUUGA
Arabis nemorensis is the source of this 201-nucleotide messenger RNA. Lineage: Eukaryota; Viridiplantae; Streptophyta; Magnoliopsida; Brassicales; Brassicaceae. The record is from the annotation of a GenBank genome assembly.